CGCAUCAAAACCAUAAUGAAAACUGUACCAUCGGUUAAUCUCAUCAAUUCUGAUGCAGUAGUAUUAGUUGAAAAGGCAUUGGAAUUAUUCUUGAGGAAUUUUUCUCAAGAUAUCCACAAAUUCACUUCACAUUUUCCCGCCCACCUGAUAGAAUAUGCGCAACACGUUGACCGCGCACAGUUUAACGAACCGAAGAAAGAGAAAUCCGUUUUCCUAGUGUUCGGUCAUGGGAAGCGGAACCGCAAUAGAACACGUAUGGUAUUUACCCGGACAAUGUUGAAUCCUAUUACUUCCAAAGUACGGUGUUUCGGUCUAACUCUUGCGCCGCCGUGCUGCGUGUCUCGAACCAUUCGACCGCCGCUACUUUCUUUUGAAUGA
Echinostoma caproni is the source of this 378-nucleotide messenger RNA. Lineage: Eukaryota; Metazoa; Platyhelminthes; Trematoda; Plagiorchiida; Echinostomatidae. The record is from the annotation of a GenBank genome assembly.